GACAACAGAACCAGAAGGAGAGAGAUGAAAAUCCAAUCGAUUCGUGCGUGUUAGUCUAUAAAUAAACCCCUCCCCAUGGCUAAACUCAAACGACAUCUCAACGCCUCAUAGUUAGUAGUAGUAGUAGCUUCCGAUCUCCUCCACGGCCACGGCCAUGGCGAAGCCUCGCAAGCCCAAGAACACCGCCAACGAUGACGCCAACUCCAAGCCCGACAACUUCGGUGCCGUCGUCCGUCACCAGAAGCUCUGCCUCUCCCUCGACCUCGACAAUCGUCGCAUCUACGGGUACUCCGAAUUGGAGAUUGCUGUCCCAGAAAUCGGUAUUGUAGGGUUACACGCCGAGAAUUUGGGGAUUGAGAGUGUUCUUGUCGACGGCGAGCCUACGGAGUUUGAGUAUUAUCCACAUACUUAUCAUAAUGUGGAGAGCGAGAACAGGUGGAGCUCCAUGAUGACGCCGAGCUCUGCGGCCGCCAUUGCUGGCGCGAUGUAUGUAUCAGCUUUGGAGAGGGAAUUGAUGCCGAGUUUGCUGAUAAAUUGCUGCAAAGGAUUCAAGACUGUAAAUGAACAGCAAGAGCAGGUGGUUUCAGAGAAUGGGUUGCCGCAAUCCUCUGGAGAAAGCAAGCAGAAUGUGAGACUGGUUCGCGUUAACUAUUGGGUAGAGAAAGCAGAGACAGGGAUUCACUUUGAUGGUAACGUGCUUCAUACCGAUAACCAAAUAAGACGAGCUCGGUGCUGGUUCCCUUGUAUAGAUGACACUUCGCAGCGUUGCUGCUAUGAUCUAGAGUUUACUGUUGCACAGAACCUUGUGGCUGUUAGCACGGGAAACUUGUUAUACCAGGUUUUGAGCAAGGAUGAUCCUCCUCGCAAAACAUAUGUCUAUAAAUUAGAUGUUGCAGUUAGUGCUCGGUGGAUAUCUUUGGCAGUUGGACCUUUUGAAAUCCUUCCUGAUCAACAAUUUUCUCUAAUUUCACAUAUGUGUUUACCUGCUAACAUUUCAAAGCUUCGGCAUACUGUAGAAUUUUUCCAUAGUGCAUUCAGCUGUUAUAAGGAUUAUCUAUCUGUAAACUUUCCAUUUGAAUCAUACAAGCAAGUAUUCAUAGAGCCUGAGAUGGCAGUGUCCUCCUUAAGCUUGGGGGCUUCCAUGAGCAUCUUCAGUUCUCAAAUCUUAUUUGAUGAAAAGAUCAUUGAUCAGACGAUAAACACAAGGAUUAAACUUGCUUAUGCCCUUGCAAAACAGUGGUUUGGUGUUUAUAUUACUCCCGAGGCACCGAAUGAUGAGUGGCUGCUGGAUGGUCUUGCUGGUUUUAUGACAGAUUUGUUUAUCAAGAAGUAUUUAGGGAAUAAUGAGGCACGUUACAGGAGAUACAAGGCAAAUUGUGCUGUUUGCAAAGCAGACGAUAGUGGUGCUACUGCUUUAAGCUCCUCCGCCUCUUCUAAGGAUUUAUAUGGUACUCAAUCCAUCGGUCUAUACAGAAAAAUAAGAUCAUGGAAAUCUGUGGCCAUCCUUCAAAUGUUGGAAAAGCAAAUGGGACCCGAGUCAUUCCGAAAAAUUUUGCAGACAAUAGUUUCUCGGGCUCAAGAUAAGACCCGUUCAUUGAGAUCUCUUAGUACAAAGGAGUUUCGGCAUUUUGCUAACAAGGUUGGAAAUCUUGAACGUCCUUUUCUCAAGGAAUUUUUUCCUCGUUGGGUGGAGUCAUGCGGGUGCCCAGUGCUAAGGAUGGGGUUCUCCUAUAAUAAACGAAAGAACAUGGUUGAAUUAGCCGUAUUACGUGGGUGCACUGCUAUCCCAGAUUCAAGUACAUUAGUUGUUAAUAGCAAGCCAGAAUCUGAAAACCGAGAUGAUGUUGGAUGGCCUGGUAUGAUGAGUAUCAGGGUUUAUGAAAUUGAUGGUACAUAUGACCAUCCAGUUCUGCCAAUGGCUGGAGAUACUUGGCAGCUUGUGGAAAUACAAUGCCAUUCAAAACUUGCUGCUAGACGCUUUCAAAAGCCUAAAAAGAGUUCAAAACCUGAUGGUUCUGACGAUUAUGGGGAUGGUACUCCUGCUUUAGAUAUGCGUUCAAGUAUGGAGUCACCCUUAUUAUGGAUGAGGGCAGAUCCAGAAAUGGAAUACCUUGCUGAGAUUCAUUUUAAUCAACCCAUACAGAUGUGGAUUAAUCAGUUAGAGAAGGACAAAGAUGUUAUUGCUCAGGCGCAUGCAAUUGCGAUGCUAGAGGCAUCACCAAAAAUGUCUAUUGUUACUGCUCUGAAUAAUUUCCUCAAUGACUCCAAGGGCUUUUGGAGAGUUCGAAUUGAGGCAGCGUUUGCGUUGGCUAACACAGCAUCUGAGGAGACUGGUUGGGCUGGUUUACUUCACUUGGUGAAAUUUUACAGAAGUCGACGAUUUGAUGCGGAAAUUGGACUUCCCAAGCCAAAUGACUUCCAUGAUUUUGCCGAAUACUUUGUUCUUGAGGCUAUUCCACAUGCGAUAGCUAUGGUCAGAGAUGCCGAUAGGAAAAGCCCAAGAGAGGCUGUUGAGUUUGUUUUACAACUCUUGAAGUACAAUGAUAAUAAUGGCAAUCCUUACUCGGAUGUGUUUUGGCUUGCCGCAUUGAUUCAGUCGGUUGGCGAACUCGAAUUUGGACACCAGAGUAUCAUCCUUUUAACAUCCCUUCUCAAGCGUAUUGAUCGGCUUUUGCAAUUUGACAGGCUGAUGCCUAGUUACAAUGGGAUGUUGACAGUCAGCUGUGUCAGAACUUUGGCCCAGAUUGCGCUGAAGCUUUCAGGAUUCGUUCCUCUUGACCGCGUCUUUGAACUUCUACAGCCGUUUCAGGAUACCAAAGCAAUAUGGCAGGUCCGAAUUGAAGCCAGCAGAGCAUUACUUGAUCUUGAGUUCCAUUGUAGAGGCAUUGAUGCAACAUUGGCAUUGUUCAUAAAAUAUUUGGAGGAAGAACCGUCCUUACGAGGUCAGGUGAAAUUGGGUGUGCACGCCAUGCGAUUAUGUCAGAUAAGAGGUGCAUCUGAUUUUAACGAUGAUAUCAAAAGCCAUACUCUUGUUGCUUUGCUUCGUCUGCUUGAGGGCCAAAUAGCAUACAAUAAUAUAUAUCUUCGUCACUACUUGUUUAGCAUUUUGCAAAUCCUUGGUGGAAGGCCACCAACACUGUACGGAGUUCCAAGGGAUUAUAGACCAUUGCAUAGAGGGGAUAUGGAAGCCUGGCAGGAGCAUAACGUAUUUGCUUCUUUUGUUUCGGAUAAUAAACAACCUUCUGAUGCUCAGAACCUUUCACAUGAUGGUUUCCCUGUUCCAGAAGCUUCCAUGAAUGGUUUGGCUGCCCCAGAAGCUUUCAAGGAUGUUUUCACUGUUCAAAAAGCUUCCAUCAAUGGUUUUCCUGUUCCAGAAGCUUCAGUUGGUUUGGCUGUCCCAGAACCUUCAAGCACAGUAACUUUCAAGGAUGCUUUGGCUGCCCCAGAAUCUUCCAAGGAUGGCUUGGGUGCUCCAGAAUCUUCCAAGGAUGGUUUGGCUGCUCCGGAAGCAUCCAAAGAUGUCGUUGAUGCUCCUGCAUCUUCCAAGGAUGGUUUGGCUGCACCAGCAUCUUCUAAAGAUGGUUUGGCUGCUCCACAAUAUUCUAAGGAUGGCUUGGCUGUUUCAGAAGCUUCCAAGGAUGGUUUGGCCAUUCCUGAGCCUUCCAAGGAAGCAGACACCAUUUCUACCAGUCAUGGACGGAGGAGGCCGGUUGUUAAGAUCAGGAUGAAAAAAUCUACUGCCACUAGUAGAGCAGAAGAGGUUGACAAUCAAGCAGUCAAAAGAUCGCACGGUGAACUUUAUGAAGCUGAUCGAGGUGCUAGCAGUUCAGUUUCUGUGGAUGCACCCAACAGAAAUUUCACGGAAGCUGUGAGCAUUAGCAAUCAAAAUCUUGAAGAAGUCAACUCAUGUUAUGAUCGUGGGUCCCGAAUGACUGCCAGUAUAGGCAGUGCAAAACUUGCCAGCGACGGUGAUGAAUUUGGGAAGGAACUUCAGUGCACUGCUGAUUCGAGCAAAGCUUUUGCACAACCUCAACCAGAUGAUCCAUCAUCAUCUAGCUUCAUCCAGGAUAAUAAUGUAGAUGCCGGUGCACAAAAAUUUGCGAGUCUUCAAGCUCUUUCAGACUCAAGACAUGAACCCAGUCGAUCAUUUGGUGCCGCGGACUCACUUCCUGAUGGAAAAGAAAAGGAGAACAAGAAAAAAGAUAAGGAGAAGAAACGGAAGCGGGAAGACCAUAAAGGACACCGAGAUGAUCCCGAGUAUUUGGAGCGGAAGCGUCUGAAGAAGGAGAAGAGGAAGAAAGAAAAGGAGAUGGCAAAGCUGAUGAAUGUGGCCGAGACCUCUUCUUUUAAUGACCAGCCCAAGUCUUCUGUGGAGUUGACAAACAAGAAAGACGAACUUAAGAUUAAGUCGGCGACGGUGGAGUCAAAACCAAUUGAAUCUGGUAGAUCCAAAGUAGCGAUCGCAGGACCUGAGUCUAGGCCUGAGGCCGCAAAACAAGCACCGGCUGUUGCUCCGAGAUUUCGGAUUAAAAUAAAAAACAGAACUUAACCAAUCAUAGUUCAUGGAUGUUUUACCCUUUUCCAAAAUUUGCUGGAUUCUGAAGUUCUCAGAUUUUCACACUAUUUCCGGCAAUGAUUAGGUACAUAGAGCUAGUGUGAAAGGUACUCUUUGUAUGUGACACUAAAAUGUAUUUUUGAAUGCUCUUUUCAUUGUUAGGAAAGGUACUCUUUGUACGUGACACUGAAAUGUAUUUUUGAAUGCUCUUUUCAUUGUUAAGCCAUUCAGACCAUUUCAGAUGUAAAGAGUCCUUUCCUGAAUCAUUAUCCCUUACCAGGAUUUCUUUUUU
Morus notabilis is the source of this 4847-nucleotide messenger RNA. RefSeq names its product transcription initiation factor TFIID subunit 2. Gene Ontology annotation, biological process: transcription initiation at RNA polymerase II promoter. The record is from RefSeq and is a predicted model, not a curated record. Gene Ontology annotation, cellular component: transcription factor TFIID complex. The transcript has 25 exons. Gene Ontology annotation, molecular function: RNA polymerase II general transcription initiation factor activity; chromatin binding; transcription cis-regulatory region binding. The coding region runs from base 155 to 4549 and encodes 1464 amino acids. NCBI's taxonomy places the organism in Eukaryota, Viridiplantae, Streptophyta, Magnoliopsida, Rosales, Moraceae.